CCUCUGUGAUCACACUGAAGUUGUGCUGGGUGCAUUCCCCAGCUUUUGAGUUGUGUUUAUAAAGUUUUCCUAGGCUGAUUAUGAUGGGUUCACGGAUAUUUAAGUUUAUAUGGGUGAUGAAAAAUGGACUCAUUCUCUUUUGCACCCCAUUUCUUCUGCUUCCUUUGCCGCUGGUCAUCGGAACAAAGGUAGCAAGAUGUGCAUAUGUCGUUGCAUUGAUGGCAGUGUACUGGUGUACAGAGGUGCUGCCGCUGGCGAUCACUGCAUUACUGCCGGCUGUGCUCUUUCCUCUAUUUGGAAUCAUGGAGUCCAAAGAUGUUUGUAUGCAGUACCUGAAGGACACCAAUAUGCUGUUUAUGGGUGGACUGAUGGUGGCUGUUGCCGUUGAGCACUGGAACCUACACAAGCGGAUUGCGCUGAGGGUGUUGCUCAUCGUGGGUGUACGCCCUGCUCUACUAAUGUUGGGCUUCAUGGUGGUAACCGCCUUCCUCUCCAUGUGGAUCAGCAACACGGCCACCACAGCCAUGAUGGUGCCAAUUGUUCAAGCCGUACUCCAGCAGCUCAACAACACAGCAGAACCAGAACAAACGGCACCUGCGGAAAACGAAGAUAAAAGUACAGAAAAACAAAUCAACACCCAGGAGCUUCUGGAUUGCAUAGUCUCCCCAAUGGAAUCAGAUGCAGAACAUCAUCGGAAUGCAGCUGAAAAGCUAAAGAUGUGUAAAGGCUUGACACUGUGUGUGUGCUAUGCAGCCAGCAUCGGUGGUACGGCUACACUCACGGGCACUGGACCAAAUCUGGUACUUAUGGGUCAGAUGAACCAACUUUUCCCAGACAACCCUGACAUCAUAAACUUUGCAUCAUGGUUCGCGUUUGCCUUUCCUAACAUGAUCAUCAUGCUAAUAUUGGCGUGGCUGUGGCUUCAGAUUGUCUUCUUGGGUUUCAACUUCAAGAAGACAUGGGGCUGUGGGACGGUGAAGACAGAGAAGGAGAUCGCCGCAUAUAAUGUCAUCAAAGAGGAGCACCAACGCCUUGGUCCAAUGUCCUUUGGGGAGCUGAGUGUCCUAGCCCUGUUCGUCCUGCUGGUGUUGCUUUGGUUCACUCGGGAACCAGGCUUUGUGGAUGGCUGGGCGACCCACCUUUUCAAUGCUGAUAAAGAGUUUGUGACAGAUGCCACAGUUGCUGUGUUCGUAGCUGCAUUGCUCUUUGUCUUUCCCUCUAAACCACCACAUCUGUGCUUCAGGAGGGGACAGAGUUUGGACGAAGACAGUGGCCCAACGCCAGCUCUGCUCACAUGGAAGGUGACACAGAAGAAGAUGCCAUGGAGCAUCAUCUUGCUGUUAGGAGGGGGCUUUGCGCUGGCUAAGGGCUGUGAGGUCUCAGGGCUGUCAAGGUGGCUUGGAAAUCAGAUGUCGCCUCUUCAGAGUAUUCCUCCGUGGGCUAUUGCCAUCGUCCUGUGUCUGAUGAUAGCUACCUUUACGGAAUGCACCAGCAACGUUGCCACGGCAACAUUAUUUCUCCCUAUACUCGCAUCCAUGUCCCAGUCUAUAGGUAUCAACCCUCUCUAUGUUAUGGUCCCGUGCACCCUCAGUGCAUCCUUCGCAUUCAUGCUUCCAGUGGCAACUCCUCCAAAUGCCAUAGUCUUCUCAUAUGGAUACCUGAAAGUGUCUGAUAUGGCAAAGACAGGCAUUGUCAUGAACAUCAUCGGUAUUCUCUCCAUUACCUUGGCUAUUAACAGCUGGGGCAGAGCUUUAUUCAAUUUAGACACCUUUCCCAGCUGGGCCAAUACUACAGCUGUGUGAGGAAAAAGACUGAAUUUCACCAAACAAUCUGCUGUUAUUAAACUACAUCACUCUACACUUCUCACCAUCUGCAUUUUCACCUCAAACUGAGGAGGCCAUACAGGGUAAAGCCAGUGGCUGAGAAUCAGGGAGUGUGACUACUUGCACAAUUACACAGUUUUUUAUGUAAAUUUGUAUAGCUGUAAAUCUGGGGGUAAAGUUAAAUUUUUUAAAAAGUUUCAAGAGCAGCAAUUCUUCAAUGUUCAUAAGAGAAAUAUGUGUGUAAAUCAUAUUGUAUCAUGAAAAUGUAAAGAAACAUUUAAUCAUGUAGAUAAAAAUUAAUUUAUAAAAGGUACGAAUGAAGGCGAAAGUAUGAGAAUGAAAUGUGAACUAUAUCAGUAAGAGA
Messenger RNA from Paramisgurnus dabryanus, 2187 nucleotides. RefSeq names its product solute carrier family 13 member 5a (gene slc13a5a). Gene Ontology annotation, molecular function: citrate transmembrane transporter activity; succinate transmembrane transporter activity; sodium:dicarboxylate symporter activity. NCBI's taxonomy places the organism in Eukaryota, Metazoa, Chordata, Actinopteri, Cypriniformes, Cobitidae. The record is from RefSeq and is a predicted model, not a curated record. Gene Ontology annotation, biological process: citrate transport; transmembrane transport; oxaloacetate transport. Gene Ontology annotation, cellular component: plasma membrane.